AUGGGUAAGAGCAACAAGGAAAAUAAAAGGAAGGGCAAGGAAGUGGCCGAUGAGAUCACUAACGCCGCUGAGACAUUAGGCGACGCAGAAGGAGGGAACAAAGAUGCCCAGAAUCCAGCCAGACAUGUGGCUGGAGAGAAACAACCGAAUAAUGAUAAGUCGGAGAGUAGCGGUGCUACGGACGUGAAUGGGCAACAGAAUGUCGUACCAUCGUCCCAGGAACAGUGGGAAACGAUGAAGGCAAUGAUGGCACAGUUGGACGUGCUGACAAAGGCGUUGGUACCGGAUCCUGUGGUACCAGCGGUACGUUCGGAGAUCAUCAAAGUUAGUCCGAUAGAUUCUCCAAGAAAAAGACGGGGCUACUUGGAUGCGUUGGAGCAUAUGUCGAGACUGAAGACAAAACAUUUUCCGGGAAGUUCGGAUCCGAUCGUGGCUGACGAGUGGAGAAGUGGACUUGUAAUGAAUUUUAAUUCCACUCGCUGCCCAAAGGAGUAUCAAAAGGACAUCGAUGUCCAUUUCCUGGAAGAGGAAGCACAUGACCGGUGGGUGUUAGUUGUGAAACGGAAAGGUGGGCAAGUUAUAACCUAUGUGGACUUUGAGAAGGAAUUCAACAUGAAAUUCUUUCCUCCGGAGGCUUGGGACCGACUGGAAAGUGCGUACCUGAACCUGAUACAAGGGGAUAUGACGGUACGUGCAUAUGAUGCUGAAUUCAAUCGCCUUGUUGGAAAAGAGAUCGAGGUUGAGAAAGCACAAGUCUGUCACUUUAUCUGCGGAUUAAGGGUGCACAUCCACAACCAUUGCGUGAAUGGUGUCUUUAACUCGGUCGUGGAGGUAGUGGAAAGGGCGGCUAUGAUUGAAGCCGGGUUGGAGGAAGAGAAACAGCUUAGACGCGAGAGGGUUUCGUCGCGUUCCACUAACCCAGUCAAAACCAUCGACCGAAAAAGGAAAUUGGACAAGGUGGAUAACGCAAGGUCCGAUGCCAAGUUUAAGGAGUGUAGGAAUUGCGGAAAAUACCACAGCGGUUCUUGCUGGAGGGUCGUGGGUCAUGUGUUCGUUGUGGAAGCAAGGAUCAUGCGAUCCGGAACUGUCCAAGGAUGGAAAAUGGCGAUGGGCCAAGGUCCUGCUUCUUGUGCGGAAAAGAGGGACAUAUUAAGAGGGAAUGUCCGAAGCUUGACGAGGGCAGACAGAACUAUCAGUGUGGGAACCGUGGCGAGGAAUCUUUACCGCCACCACCAAAGAGACAGGCUGUUGCACCACGCGUGUAUGAACUGUCCGAGGAAAAUUCUGCUGCAAAUUACAGGGCGAUUACUAGGAAAGGUGAGUUCACACAUCGGAUAUGGAUUGGUUCGAGCAGCCGGCGGGCAGGUGAUGUACCCGUACGGUGUGGUUCGUGGAAUCUCAGUCAUCGUCAAUGGUGUCGAUAUGCCUACUGACCUGAUCAUUGUUCCACUCAUGAAACACGAUGUUAUCUUGGGGAUGGACUGGUUGGGAAAGUACAAGGCUUACAUUGACUAUCACCGAGGGUGA
Molecule: messenger RNA, 1527 nt
Organism: Camelina sativa (false flax)
Lineage: Eukaryota; Viridiplantae; Streptophyta; Magnoliopsida; Brassicales; Brassicaceae
Source: RefSeq, a predicted model, not a curated record